Anas platyrhynchos (mallard) is the source of this 4784-nucleotide messenger RNA. RefSeq names its product podocalyxin like (gene PODXL). Lineage: Eukaryota; Metazoa; Chordata; Aves; Anseriformes; Anatidae. The record is from RefSeq and is a predicted model, not a curated record. Gene Ontology annotation, biological process: negative regulation of cell-cell adhesion; cell migration; regulation of microvillus assembly. Gene Ontology annotation, cellular component: microvillus membrane; apical plasma membrane.
GGGCCGGCUCCGGGACCGGGGCCGGGGGAGGGCAGCGCCCGCCCGCCCCAAACGGGGACAGCGCCCGGAGCCGCUGCGGGGUCGGGGCCGGCCGCACCAAGGCACGAUGCGGGCACCGCUGCUGCUGCUCCUGCUGCUGCUGCUGCUGCACGAUGUCAGCUCUGACGAUGUUCCUGGGACGGCCACAGUGAUCCCAGAAAGUAAGCAGACCACCACCUCCACAGCCACCAGCAACGUUCAAGAGAACUCCACGACCAAGCCAAGCACACAAUCUCCCAACCCCGGGGUGUUGCCCUCUGCAGCUUCAGAGGCAGCCUCCACAAGCAAAACGGGAAGCCCAACACCCUCUACCACUACGAUGUCACCCACACCUCCUCCGAAGUCCACCGCUACAAGCCAUCUGACAAGGUCACCCACCACCCAGCAACCAGCAGCCCCAACUGCAGCCAAAACGACCACAGACAAGCAGGGUGGCUCUACACCAACCACCACCACAUCGCCCAGUACUCUUCAGGUCCACCCUUUGACCAACUCCACGACCACCCCUGUGGCAUCCACCAGCACCACCCAGCAGAAUACCACCACUGCAGCCACCUCGGGAGCCAAGCCCACAGGAAACCUUGUUCCCACCCAGCCAGCCAGCCCCCCAACCACCUCGACGGGCUCAGUGGCUACUGUCACGACAACUCCGUGCAGCGUGGGUAACGUGAGCUGCUCCUCGGGCCAGUUGACCAGCAAUGUUGGGAGCACUUCAGACCCACAAGCCAACCUUCCACCCAGCACCAAGAACCACAAUGUCUCUUCUCCCCCAUCCGUCACCAACCAGUCUGACUCUUCUCCUGCUUCUCCAGUCCACGGGCCGGCCUCUUCUACCCCUUCUGCUGCAACCGUGUCCUCUGCCUCUGGUAAAACAUCUCCGUCUUCACCAACUGGCACCACAAGAAAGGUCCCAGAUGUUGCCACCACAACGACUCCUCGCGCAGACCGCACAAGCCAAGGACUUGUGCCAGACAAAACCGGAGCUACUGAGCAGAGCCCCAGCAGUGCCCAGCCGUCAGCACCAGCCCAGGGGGACCAGACGAUCAGCAGCAGGCCUGACCAACAGCACCCUAAUAUUUCCUUCAAAAAUGAGAUCGUUUGUAAAGACCAGAUCCAAGACACAUGGCCCAUCAUAAAUCUGAAAGAAGCUAAAACCUGUACCGACUGGACGGCUGCCAGCAGAAACGAGUCCUUCUUCGAGCUCUUCUGCUCCAUAGGGCGACAGGCGUUCGACGUCCACAGGGACAAGUGCACCGUGACGCUGGCCUCCUCCACGCCCCAGCGCUGGGCUGUGCACGCGGUGGUGCACCGCCUUUUACAACCCGAAGACGUCUUCGAGGAGCUGAAGGAGAAGAGGAACGAGCUCGAGAAGCUGGGCAUCGUCAAUGUCACCUACCUCAACCAGGAGAUGGAGGAGGAGGUGAAGGACCAGUUCAGCACGCCCCUCAUCAUCACCAUCAUCACCCUGGCCUGCUCCCUGCUGCUGGUGGCGGCCAUCUACGGCUGCUGCCACCAGCGCUUCUCCCAAAAGAAGAACCAGCAGCACAUCCACCCUGACCUCCCCGGGUUUGAUGAUGGACGUGCCAUCCUGAUCUUUAAUCAGCGCCUGACGGAGGAGCUGCAGACGAUGGAGAACGGCUACCACGACAACCCCACGCUGGAGGUGAUGGAGACCUGCUCGGAGAUGCAGGAGAAGAAGGUGAACCUCAACGGGGAGCUGGGCGACAGCUGGAUCGUCCCUCUCGACACCAUCAUGAAGGAAGACCUGGAGGAAGAGGAGGACACGCAUUUAUAGGAUACGGAACUUGAUCCCGCAAGAAACAACACCCCCCAGAAACCCCCAACUCCCCUUAAAAAAAAAAUAACCACAACCCCCCCAUACACACGCACAAUUCCAAAACAACUCAAAAUUCCCAGAAAAUCCCUUGUGAGCUCAUCACAGCCACCAGGUGGGGUGCAGGAUGGCAGGGGGAGGGAUGCGAGCAGAGAGCUCCGUGGUCACCACAGCACCCGCAUCGGGACGAGCGGCUCCGUCACCCAUGGGUGCUCCUCGGGACCAACCCCAUGGGACCCAAAGGGGUGAAGGGGACGGUUUUGCUGCCCUGCUCUCCUUCAAGCAGGGAUGCCCGAGGGGUUUUUUUCCCAGCAGGGAUGCUGUGUUCCCUCCCAUCCAUCCAAAAGCAGCCUCCAGCUACUGAGCGACCCCAAAAAUGAAAAGAAAUACCACGAGGAUGGGAACCGGAGCGCAGCCCCCAACAGCAAACCCGGAAACCAGAGCUCCAAAAUUCCUCCAGCCCAUGGUUUUUAAUCAUCACCCUGCCCUCCCCUACACCCUUCCCUUGCAGAAUGCCCAGGUAUGGAGCAGGAGGAGCCGAACCAGCCCCUUUGCUCCCUUUCCAGCCAGUUCCCAUCCCUGCUGAGCUGCUGGAUGAAAACGCGCCACGGCCGCGCUUUGGGGCACAAGCAAAUGCCCGGGGAUGCCAAAUCCCACCCUGCCUUCAGCUGCCCCACAACGGGCUCCAGGGCUGGGGCAAUUUCUUGUUCCAGACCAGGAAAGGUGACGGGAAGGAUGCAGAAGAUUUUGCUUUAAUGUUAAAGGGAGAGGAAAAGGAAUCACUCCUUGAUUUCAUCCUUCUGAGGAAGCGUUUAAAGAGACCUGGAGCGGUGCCCGAUCGCCAGCCCAGGCGCACAGUUGUGAGUUGUGUUGGUUUUAUUCUGCUGUAAAGGAGCCCAGCCCAGCUCUGCGGCUGGAUUUACCUCUGGAAGCAUCUGAUCACCUGCCAGGAACGCUGCAGCAGCACCACACAUCCUCUGCCAGGGCUGGUGGCAACGUGCACAGCAAUUUUUGGGGGGUCACAGUGUCCUGCGUGAGCCGCAGAAGAGAUAAAAGAACAGCAGAAGCGCGAGCCAGGUGGCUCGGAGGCAGCUUUCCACCCUCCCAGCCCUUGGUGUUUCCUCCCCACGAGGCUGAUCAGCUCAAUCCACAUCCUCAAGCUUCUCCUUUCUUCUUGAGCAAGCGGCCGAAGGAGCAGCGAUGCGCAGAGCAGCCUCCAGCUCAGCUCACCAAACCUCAUCCCACAGCCCUCAGUCUCCCCUCAAGGGCUCCCUUCGCAGUAAAUCUUUAGAGGGGGGCAAAAAUCUGAGCAGAAAGUGGCUGGACUGAGGCAUUCCUGGUUUUCCCCUUCCCAUCCCAGCUCCUCGCUGGGUCUGGAGGGAUGGGGAGGUUGCAGAGCUUGGGACGCAGCACAGCACCCAAGCAGGGUCCUCCUGCCUUGCUCCCAUCAAGGAGGAGGUUUCCUUCGGGUUAACACCACGGGGACCCCUUCCCGUGGCCGUCCCCGAAGCUGGGUAAAGCAGAAGGGAUGGCAGAUGCCUCGCGUCCUCUGGGCCAGCUCUUCUCCCUUCGCUCCUGCACUGACGGACAGUUGGAAGCGUUGGAGCCUAUCUGGUUUUUGUCUGUAAAUAACUCCUGCUGCCCAUUAGCGAUGUACUCAGCGCACUUCACUUAUCAUCUGUGCACCGCACUACGGGGAAGUGAUUUUGGAGGGGGGAAACAAAAAAAAAAUCAGAGAAAAAAAAAAAAAAGAAAAAAAGAAGAAAAAAAAAGCUAAAGGCCAAUCUGGGAGGGGACCAAAAACUCGCCACGAAGCAGGAAAACGCCUCCCUGCUGGAGCUGGACAGCCCAGGGCCGGUGCCUCCGCAUGGGUGGCAGCGAGCUCGGCUCCUUAACAUCCCAACAAGCCUUAACGAACCCUUAACGAAGCUCGCAGCUGCUUCCCGGAUCGAGUGCCCCAAUUCGGCGACCUCGCGGCUCGGUCCUUGGCAGCCGGCAGAAGCCCAGGAUCCCCUUCCCGGGGCAGAGAUGCCAAAGUGCUUUAAGGAGUCAGGUCCAAAGACUUUCCAAGAGAACCCUACAAAGGCUUGAGGUCAAGCAACCUUAAAAUCUUUCAGAGCAGAGACCGGUGGAGAUAUCGACUGCUCGGCAAGUGCUUAUAGUGAUUUAUAUUUGAAUAGGAAUUGUACAUUUAUUUAUUUUUCCAGACACCAUAUUUUUAAACCACUAAUAUUUUAUAGUAGAUCUUCCUUCCCCUAUUUAAAGAACUAUUUCCUUGGAAAAAAAAAGAAAAGAAAAAAAAACAGUAAGUUUUUAUGUUGGUAACAUUCUUUUUUUUUGCAAAAAUAAAUAAAAUAAAUCAGGUAGGAAAUGCAGCGACGAGCAUCUCUGGCCUUAAUACUUCCCUUCGUAGACCGUAGCCAUGACUGUUAGACCAAAAAAAAAAGAAAGAAAAAAAGAAAAGAAAAGAAAAAAAAUAAUCUCCCCAGGCAUUUCCUCCCUCCCUGCCCCUCUCCCCUCUUCCCCUGGCUUCUCUCCUCUUCCCCUACCACAGCUUUAAGGUGGGAGCCGCCGUGCGAAGCGAUGGGGACUCGUUGCCUCCUGGCGAGCCUUUGGGAUGCUCUCGCAAGGAGACGUCUCCACUCGCAGACCCUCCGGGAGGGUGGACAUAGGUUUAGGAUCAGUUUUCUCCCGCUCACGGCGCCGUGGCCCCGCCGAGGAGGACGCAGCCACCCAGCCCCGCACGCCUCCCGCGGCUCUCGCCGUUGCCUCCCGCGGGGACAGGAGUCUGACGUACACUGGAAUUUAACCGAGGAUUUAACUGGAUCGCGGAGAUUCUUCUGGCAUUUUCCUACAAAUAUAUAUAUUUUGAGAGCAUCAUGUAUUUCUGUCAAUAAAGGUUCGUAUGGAA